AUGGAAACAAUUAAAUCACCUCAAUUAGAUACAACAUUCAAUACUACUCAUAUAGUUGGUUAUCAUGAAACAGCUGGAUUGAUUAACAGAACAAUCUGUGCUUCAAUUCCUGCUCUCGAAAAUAAAAUUUUAAUUUCUGAUUGUAUUGAUACUAUAAAUAGUCAAAUACGUUCUGACAACUUAAGAUACCGCGAAUUUGCUAAUAAAACAAAUUUACCUAAUACGAUCAGGAUUCAACCAGGAGCAUGA
Molecule: messenger RNA, 249 nt
Organism: Cetraspora pellucida
Lineage: Eukaryota; Fungi; Glomeromycota; Glomeromycetes; Diversisporales; Gigasporaceae
Source: the annotation of a GenBank genome assembly